Equus caballus (horse) is the source of this 2020-nucleotide messenger RNA. NCBI's taxonomy places the organism in Eukaryota, Metazoa, Chordata, Mammalia, Perissodactyla, Equidae. The record is from RefSeq and is a predicted model, not a curated record.
CUCUGCCAGGGGCUGGGAGGCAGAAGAGCCUGGGACACUGUCCCUGUUCUCAGGACAUUUGGUGUGCAACAGAAGAGGCAGAAUAGGACCACAACAGCAAGCCCAGAGCAAACAAGGACGAGAAGCUGCGUCAUUCCAAUGCUACGGACCCCUGGGUGCAGCACCUCACCCUGCCUGGAAGUUCAGGACACAUCCCAGAAGCUGCAUCAUUCCAACAGCAUGGAUCCCUGGCUGGUGUACCCCAGUGACUUCCGGCUCACGGACAAGGAGAAAAGCAGCAUCUGCUACCUGUCCUUUCCUGACUCCCACUCAGGCUGCCUGGGGGACACUCAGUUCAGCUUCCGAAUUCGUCAGUGUGGAGGGCAGAGGAGCCCCUGGCACGACGACAGGCACUAUGACACUGGGGCUCCCGUGUCACUGCAGAGGGAGCCGGCACACUACUUUGGCUACGUGUACUUCAGGCAGGUGAAGGACAGCUCUGUGAAGAGGGGCUACUUCCAGAAGUCUCUGGUGCUGGUGUCCCGCCUGCCCUUUGUCCGGCUGUUCCAGGCGCUGCUGAGCCUGAUCGCCCCUGAGUACUUUGACAAGCUCGCCCCCUGCCUGGAAGCAGUGUGCAAUGAGAUUGACCAGUGGCCGGCCCCCAUGCCCGGGCAGACCCUGAACUUGCCUGUCAUGGGAGUCAUCCUCCAGGUGCGCAUCCCUUCCAGGGUGGACAAGCCUGAAUCUAGUGCUCCGAAGCAGUGUGGCCACGAGAACCUGCUGCCAGCCCCAGUGGUCCUCUCCAGCGUGCAUGAGCUAGACCUGUUCAGGUGCUUCCAGCCUGUGCUGGCCCACGUGCAGACGCUGUGGGAGCUCAUGCUCCUCGGGGAGCCCCUGGUGGUCCUGGCGCCCUCGCCCGCCAUGUCCUCGGAGAUGGUGCUGGCCUUGACCCGCUGCCUGCAUCCCCUGAAGUUCUGCUGUGACUACCGCCCCUACUUCACCAUCCAUGACAGCGAGUUCAGGGAGUUCACCACGCGUACACAGGCCCCACCAAACGUGGUCCUGGGAGUCACAAACCCUUUCUUUAUCAAAAUGCUCCAGCACUGGCCCCACAUCCUUCGUGUCGGGGAGCCCAGGAUGUCAGGGGACCUUCCUAAGCAGGUUAAGCUGAAAAAGCCCUCAAGGCUGAAAACCCUUGACACCAAGCCAGGCCUCUACACUGCAUACACGGCCCACCUCCACCGAGACAAGGCGCUGCUCAAACGGCUGCUCAAGCAGGGCCUGCAGAAGAAGCGGCCGUCAGACAUGCAGACCGCGCUGCUGAGGCGGCACCUCCUGGAGCUCACACAGAGCUUCAUCAUCCCCCUGGAGCACUACAUGACCAGCCUCAUGCCCCUGCAGAAGAGCAUCAUGCCCUGGAAGGUGGGGGUCGAGACCCCUCCCCAGAUCCGUCCCUUCCGCCAGGAUGACUUCCUGUGUAGCCUGGAGCACGCGGGGCCCCAGCUCACCUGCAUCCUCAAGGGUGACUGGCUGGGCCUCUACAGGAGGUUUUUCAAGUCCCCACAUUUUGAUGGCUGGUACCGGCAGCGGCACAAAGAGAUGGUCCAGAAGCUGGAGGCCCUGCACCUCGAGGCCAUCUGUGAGGCGGUGAGGGGCCUGAGGGGGAAGCAGAACAUCGAGGCCUGGAUGAAGGACAAGUCCGAGGUGGAGAUCGUGGACCUGGUCCUGAAACUUCGGGAGAAGCUGGUGUGGGCACAGGGCCACCAGCUCCCUGUGAAGGAGGCGACGCUGCAGCGGGCACAGCUGUACAUCGAGACCAUCAUCGGCUCCCUGCCCAAGGACCUUCAGGCUGUCCUGUGCCCUCCCUAGGACGGGGCCAAGGGAUGUGGUCCAGGGGUCUGACUGCCUCUGGGGGCCUGGGCUGGCUGAGCUUUCCCUUCCCCAGGGAAAGGCAGCCCCACCAGGCUCCCUGCUGCUCCCGGGUUGGCCCCUGCCCGGCACUACCAUCGUCCCAGCAGUAAAGGUGACAUUUGAAACCGCA